CUUUUUUCAAAGUGCUGUUUUGUUAGUUUCCUUUAUAUUACUUUUUUAUAUUCUCUAUAUCUAGGACUCAGUAGCAGAUCCAAAUUUUCAAAAAGAAAAUCAUUAAAUAAUUCCAUUUUUUUUUUUUUCACAUAGUCGAUAAAGAGUAGAUCGACAAAUUUCGAGGGCUUUCUCUUUCAUUUCUCUUCUUCUUCUUCUUUCCCACAAGAAAAAAAAAAAAAGGGCUUUUGUGGGUUGGUAAAAAAAAAAAUCAAGAAAUUUUUUCAAGAUAUAUAUAUUGGGAAAAAAAAACAGUUCUUGAUUCUUGAAAGUUGAGAUUUUUAGUUAUAGAAAAUGAGUUCGGAUCUGAUAGCUAACACACAAGGUAACCUUGAUGAGCAGAUUUCUCAGCUUAUGCAGUGCAAGCCUUUAUCCGAGCCUGAGGUUAGAGCAUUAUGUGAGAAGGCUAAGGAGAUACUAAUGGAAGAAAGUAAUGUUCAGCCAGUAAAAAGCCCUGUGACUAUAUGUGGUGAUAUCCAUGGGCAGUUCCAUGAUCUCGCCGAGCUUUUUAGGAUUGGUGGACAGUGUCCAGAUACAAAUUAUCUGUUUAUGGGUGAUUAUGUUGACCGUGGAUACUAUUCGGUCGAAACCGUUACUCUAUUGGUAGCUCUGAAAGUGCGCUAUCCCCAACGACUAACAAUUCUCAGAGGAAAUCAUGAGAGCCGACAGAUCACACAAGUCUAUGGGUUCUAUGAUGAAUGCUUGCGGAAGUAUGGCAAUGCUAAUGUUUGGAAAACAUUUACUGAUCUAUUUGAUUAUUUUCCUUUGACAGCAUUGGUUGAAUCCGAAAUUUUUUGUUUGCAUGGAGGACUGUCUCCAUCUAUUGAAACCCUUGAUAAUGUAAGAAGCUUUGACCGUGUCCAAGAAGUUCCUCAUGAAGGGGCCAUGUGCGAUCUUUUGUGGUCAGACCCAGAUGAUCGUUGCGGUUGGGGUAUGUCACCCCGGGGUGCUGGAUACACUUUUGGACAGGACAUUUCUGAGCAAUUUCACCAUACCAACAAUCUAAAGCUGAUAGCUCGAGCUCAUCAACUGGUCAUGGAGGGAUAUAACUGGAGCCAUGAACAAAAGGUUGUCACUAUUUUUAGCGCACCAAAUUAUUGUUAUCGAUGUGGAAACAUGGCCUCCAUUUUGGAAGUUGAUGACUGCAGAGGGCACACUUUUAUCCAGUUUGAUCCAGCUCCAAGAAGGGGAGAACCGGAUGUAACAAGGAGGACCCCUGAUUACUUCUUAUAAAUGUGAUGGAGAGGAAUAUCUGUCUACCAAGUGCUGGGUUUUGCGAUAAUUUCCAUCUGCUGCCGAGAUGUGAGCACAAUUAUGGCAAGCUAAUAGGCUGCUCUUGGGAGGUAAUGCGAGGACCAAGAGACUUGACCAGGUCCCCUUGGUUUAAGUCAUAUUCUAACCUAUGUUAGGAAAUAUUAGAGUGGGGAAGUGCAGCCAGCAAUGCUGUUAUGUAUCAUUUUAUGAAGACUUCUUUUCUGUUGUUCCUUUCCAUGCUCUGAUUUUCAGUCUUAGUGUGAUAUUUUUGUCAAAGUUGUCAUAUGUUGGUUGCAAGGAAGUCUGUUGUGUAAAGUUAAGAAUCUACUUUACAGUGUAACUUUUACCUUGUUAAUGCAGCUGAUCCGUUUCUGGUGAAA
This is a messenger RNA of Lycium ferocissimum, 1673 nucleotides long. RefSeq names its product serine/threonine-protein phosphatase PP2A-5 catalytic subunit. Gene Ontology annotation, cellular component: cytosol. Gene Ontology annotation, molecular function: protein serine/threonine phosphatase activity. The coding region runs from base 334 to 1272 and encodes 312 amino acids. NCBI's taxonomy places the organism in Eukaryota, Viridiplantae, Streptophyta, Magnoliopsida, Solanales, Solanaceae. The transcript is spliced from 11 exons. Gene Ontology annotation, biological process: mitotic cell cycle; peptidyl-serine dephosphorylation. The record is from RefSeq and is a predicted model, not a curated record.